AUGACAAAGUUUAGUGCUGACAAAGAAUUACCAAAAUUAAUGCAUCUACGUGACACGAUCAUGACAGCUGCGUUAGACGCAUGGGUUUCUUUAGAAAUAUAUGCUAUUCUAAGAAAUACAAACGAGAAGAUUCUUGGCGACCCGGUAGUUGGCCACUUCGUAGUGCCUGCAGUAAAUGAUUAUCAGCCAGAGGUGAUACUCGAGUCUAUCAAGAAUAAUAUUCCGUAUACCGUUCUGGUUGACAAGUCGCUUUUGCGUAGCGAGAGCAAGAGACACGUUGAUUUAGAGAUUGACAAGAAAACCAGCGGACCACCUUCAUCAAAUAAUAUUGAAAUAAAUGGCGGUAUAAAUGGAACCUACGAAUCUGUAGUCGAAGAUAAUAAAGAAGACAGUGGCAAUAUCUCUGCAAAAGCUGUGACUCGGAAUUUGUUCGGUGGUGAUAUAGAAGAUGUUGAUUUGUCAAACUUUGAAUACGGAUUUAAUCAAUUUAAAAAUUGCCUCACUACUUCAAUCAAUGAGUCGACAGACGAAAGGCUUUUUAACAGAGUAGUUAGAAAUGUCUUCCAUCUUAUGGAUUCAAUUAAAAUAGGAGUCAAACACACGCUUAAACUGGAAUUUGAGAAAAACUUCAGAAAUUGUUUGUUUGUAUUAGAUGCGGAUGACUGUCAUAAACCGCCUAGGGGUUUCAGUUUAUUAUACUACAUGUAG
Messenger RNA from Mucor mucedo, 708 nucleotides. RefSeq lists its product as uncharacterized. The transcript has 4 exons. The record is from RefSeq and is a predicted model, not a curated record. NCBI's taxonomy places the organism in Eukaryota, Fungi, Mucoromycota, Mucoromycetes, Mucorales, Mucoraceae. Bases 1 to 708 code for a protein of 235 amino acids.